This is a messenger RNA of Coccinella septempunctata (seven-spotted ladybird), 1341 nucleotides long. RefSeq lists its product as uncharacterized. The transcript has 2 exons. The record is from RefSeq and is a predicted model, not a curated record. Lineage: Eukaryota; Metazoa; Arthropoda; Insecta; Coleoptera; Coccinellidae. Gene Ontology annotation, molecular function: zinc ion binding; nucleic acid binding. Bases 462 to 1106 code for a protein of 214 amino acids.
UUGACCAGGAAUUACCGGACUGCGCAUCUAGACUUGGUCCAGGUCUGAUUCCGUGCUCAACCACCGUUGGAGAAGCAGACUUGUUGAACUUGGGAGAAGAAGGUGACAUAUCCCGACCGACCACUCAGGAUAACAGACUGCAGCAAGACCGCCAAGAAGUUUGUAGGGUAAUAAGCCAACAAAUCGAACGUACUUUUUUGCAGAGUCGACCCUCAUACAACCGACCGCCCGCCGAUAACCUCCCAUUUACCGUUGAACAAUCUCUACCAACCGUCCAAACCGAUGAUGACCACAGACCGUUGAUAACAUCCCCUGAGUCCAGGCGAUUAUCGAGGGAGUUUGCCGAAUCAACAAGGAGAGUUUCCUUUGCGUCAUCUCCUACCAUAACCGCUGGGGUGAGAGGAGUAGGUAGCGAAGUCUCAACGGCCAAGGAAAUCGAACUGACGACCGAAGUUCCGUCGAUGAAACCGCCGAAAACUACCAAUUAUUCCGUUCCUACUGUUCCUGUAUGGAAAUGGAGCCUGACAUUUGAUGGGUCGACCAGUGUGACCUCGUUCCUGGAAGAGGCUGAGUAUCUUGCCGAGGCUAGAAAGAAACUGACCGUAAAGCGACCAACCGAGGAGGAGCAGGUGAAUAUCAUCCGACGACGUUUACUGCCAGAAUUACAAACCGCCCUGGCCUUCCAACCGACCGCCACAAUAGAUGAACUGCUCCGAAAGGGAAAAGUUUUCGAAUUGGUCAAAUGGCAAACAGCUAACUAUACUUCGCCACCGUUCCAAAAGAGUCUCAUCAACGAACCACAUCUUACCUUCCGAAAUUCCCCACCGACCGUCAAACCGAUUGGAAUGAACCUGAACACUACGAACCGCACCGAACCGUCCGACAAACCGAAACCGUCCCAAAGCUCUGCAGCACCUCAGCGACCAGACGAACCAAAAAAAUCUGACCGACCGUCAACCGAGCCACAGUGUUGGAGAUGUGGUAGAAGGGGUCAUCUCCGAUCACAAUGCACCUCGAAGCCGCUGCUGUUCUGCUCUCGAUGUGGUAAGAGGGGAAUCAUGUCUAGGGAUUGCAGGUGUUCGUUAAACUACCAAGGAACUGCCUGAAACCGGGGAUCCGCCAGUUCCAAACAACCACGUCCUCGGUUCCUGAGAAAGGAAAACCAACUGAUCACCGUCCGUUUAUUAAUGUUUUUGUAGGAGACAAGGAGUUCGCUGCACUCUUGGACACCGGAGCUACCAGGUCCUUCAUCAGCAGUGAAGUGGCCUCCCACUGUAAGGUAGUUGGUAUACAACCGGAUUAUGUUAGAGACGUUACCACCACCGUCGCUAACGGAAGUUC